Molecule: messenger RNA, 1393 nt
Organism: Epinephelus lanceolatus (giant grouper)
Lineage: Eukaryota; Metazoa; Chordata; Actinopteri; Perciformes; Serranidae
Gene: fam50a
Product: family with sequence similarity 50 member A
Biological process (GO): chromatin organization
Cellular component (GO): nucleus
Source: RefSeq, a predicted model, not a curated record
GCCAUUUUUCUUGUUGUGGUGCGGUGGGAGGUUUGUGUCACAGUUCAAGAAAACAAAUCCGUUUUAAUUCAGAAUUUAACCUCUGUUUUUGUUAACUGCGGAUUGUAAUUUCACAUAAGCGAGCGUCGAGAGCAAAGAGAGCAACAUGGCGCAGUACAAAGGAGCUGCCAGUGAGGCUGGGAGAGCCAUGCAGCUGAUGAAGAAACGAGAGAAAGAGAGAGAACAGCUUGAACAGCUGAAACAGAAGAUUGCAGAGGACAACAUGGUCAAGUCCAACAUCGAUAAGAAAUUCUCAGCUCACUAUGAUGCUGUAGAGGCAGAGCUGAAGUCCAGCACAGUCGGUCUGGUGACACUGAACGAUAUGAAGGCCAAGCAGGAGGCGCUGGUGAAGGAGAGGGAGAAACAGCUGGCCAAGAAGGAGCAGUCCAAAGAGCUCCAGCUUAAACUUGAGAAGCAGAAAGAGAAGAAAAGAAAGGAGGAGCAGAAGAGGAAAAUAGCCAGUUUAUCAUUCAACCCAGAGGACGAAGGAGAAGAGGAUGAGGAGAAUGAAGAGGAAGAGGAUUACUCUCCUGUUAAGAAGAAGAAACUGGGGAAAAAUCCAGACGUGGACACAAGUUUCCUUCCUGAUAGAGACAGAGAGGAGGAGGAGAACCGCCUCAGAGAGGAACUCAGGCAGGAGUGGGAGCUCAAGCAGGAGAAGAUUAAGAGUGAGGAGAUUGAGAUUACGUUCAGCUACUGGGAUGGCUCCGGACAUCGUAAGACUGUCAAGAUGAAGAAGGGUAAUACCAUCCAGAACUUUCUGCAGAGGGCCCUGGAGGUCCUCAGAAAGGACUUCAGUGAGCUCAGGUCUGCAGGAGUAGAGCAGCUGAUGUACAUCAAAGAGGAUCUGAUAAUCCCACAUCACCACAGUUUUUACGACUUCAUUGUGACCAAAGCCAGAGGCAAAUCUGGUCCUCUCUUCAGCUUUGACGUCCACGAUGAUAUUCGACUGGUGAACGACGCCACUGUCGAGAAAGAUGAGUCUCAUGCAGGUAAAGUGGUGCUGAGGAGCUGGUAUGAGAAGAACAAACACAUCUUCCCUGCGAGCCGCUGGGAGCCGUAUGAUCCUGAGAAGAAAUGGGACAAAUACACGAUCCGGUGAAACAGCCGUCUUCUCCUCUCUCUGGAAUCCUUGGUUGUCAAUUUCCAUUAACGUCUUUCAUCAAUGCUUUAUUAAGAUUUGAUGAACUAUUGAUUAAUUAUUUUACUUGGUAUUUAAAAUACUAAUUUCCAAAAAUGUAUUUGAAUAGCCAUCGCAAUGUUUCCUGUGAAAACAACCCCACAUUCAUUUGUGUAUAGCUCAUAAACAUGUUGUAGCAUCUAAGCUUAAUAAAGUGAACCUGGUUAUGACUCA